CUAUAUCUCAUCCAGCUGUGCAAAACAUGGCCGCCGAAAACACAUCUCUCGACUGUGACGACGUCGAGCGGGAUAUGCCCGUUCACCAACGAGGCCUGGUCGACACAUGCUUCGAGGAAGGGCAAUACGAGGCAGGGAUCGCCGUGUUAGAGCAACUGCGGUCUCCGAAGUACAGGCCAUCUGGACCGCAUGUCCGUCAACUCGUGUACAUAGCAUUGCGCCCUCCCCCGCCCGCAGAAGACCCAAACACCGCAUCGCACCCCAAAUUGGAGUCCGGCCAGCCGAGCAGGAUGCACGCCUCCCUCGCGCCUUCCCCGGCUGCGAGCGAUGCCGCGCUCAGGCUCCUUCAUGCGUUCGCGGGCACGAAUACGCCCGCCGCCCUGUUACAUGCUUUUCCGCAGUACGAGACGAUCGACCGUGCAGGGAAAGGUGCGAGCAGGGGUCAAGGGGAAGAGGAUGACUCAUUCAUCGCGAGGGAGUCUAUUCGCAUUCGGAACGCCAGAGACUGCUGGGCUGUCCUUCACGAGGGCUUCCUUCAGCGUAAGGACGAUGCGGCCGCCAUACCAAGAACAAACCCAGGCAGCCUUGCAUCGAGCAGGCGGAAAGCGGACAGAGGAUCGUCGGACGCGGACGCGUCGCUGCCCAGUCCGGUCGACCAGCAUGCAUGGGGCGUGCUCGACUGGCUCCUGAGUCUAUUCGAGAAGGACGAGAUGUUAGCCGAGCAGAGUGGCCAACCUUCACAUUCUCCCUUACUCCUCUCGCAAAUACCCUUACCGCGCGCGGGCAACGCAAGGUGGGACAUCGCCGCGCCACUCGACGUCGUCUUUCACUGUCUCCAUCAGACAGAUUCAAAACGCAAGCGGAUGGGCAGCCGGCUCUUCACCUUGCUGAUCCACCUCGCGUCGACGACGCUGAUCGACCUUCCCAUGUUCCUUAACGCAGCCAGCAGCCGCGUCUUCGCGCUGCCCGCAAAGGACCUUGCCUCUCUGCUCGCCGCACUGCCCGUAACCAUGCCCGUGCUGCAGUUCAGGCUCGUGCUAUGCAAAAGCUACCUGACAGAGACGCGCAGCAGCGCUGUCCCGCAAACGAGAGCACAGCCGCGCCGCAAGCAGGCCGAGGUAUAUGGCAACGACGCACCGCCGCCGAAAGACGCAGCCUCGAACACGAUCCUGCGCAAGUUCCCUCCAAUCUCGUCUGCCGAGAUCUUGCGUCUCGUCGAAAGUCGCUCCCAUUCAGACGCAUCAGACAGGGACAUGUCUCUUCAAGUCAAACUCGAGCUGGCUCGUUCAUUUUGGCUACUGCAAAAGCAGAUUGCCGUGGAUGCAAGAGACACAGAGUGGCCGGAUGUCCUGCGCAGCGGGCGGCUCAAGGAAGCGUUCCAAAGUGCUUUCGUGGACACGAGCGAGAACGUGAAGAAGGAGGGAGAAGGCCUGCGGAAUGUGGAUCGGCUGCUCACGAUGAUUUGCGCUGGGUGA
Messenger RNA from Laetiporus sulphureus 93-53, 1475 nucleotides. RefSeq lists its product as uncharacterized. Lineage: Eukaryota; Fungi; Basidiomycota; Agaricomycetes; Polyporales; Laetiporaceae. Bases 27 to 1475 code for a protein of 482 amino acids. The record is from RefSeq and is a predicted model, not a curated record. The transcript has 4 exons.